AAGAGCAUUGUCUGUCCGGCAGUUGAUAGGAGUUUGUCGCGGCGCACGGUCGCGUGGUGAUGUGAAACAUACACACGGACACUUCUCCCAAUUGUUGAUGUGAACUAAUAUAAUUAAUUGCGGCGUCCACCAUGUCAAAAGUCAAGACGAUGCUGAAAAUUGGCGGCGGCGCUGCCCUGGUUGCGGCCAUCGUCGCCGUGUUCGUGGUGGCGACGCAGGGGCGGGACCCCGAGCUGGAAGCCCUGGAGCACGAGGGCCGGGACUACAUCGUCCAGCUGGACAGGGCGACGGGACUCAGGAAGAACUUGGUCAGCAAAGCGGAGUGGUCGUACACAGCGAACAUUUCGAAGGAAAACGAGGAGAAAUUUAUACAAGUCCGUUUAGACGUUUCAAAGUUGGACAAGCAAGCGUGGGAGGAGACACGCAUGUACAAAUGGCAGGUCUGGCAGGACGCCACUCUGAAGAGGAUGUUCAAGAAGUACAGCGAGUUGGGAGUAGCAGCGUUACCUGACGAGAAGUAUAAGCAGCUGAUGAGGGCCGUCUCGGGAAUGGAGGCAAAUUAUGCCACUUCAAAAAUAUGCUCUUACAAGGACGAGACUAAGUGUGAUUUGGCUUUGGAGCCUGAUAUCACUGAGAUCUUCGCGAAGAGUCAGGACCCUGAGGAGCUGAAGUACACCUGGGUGCAGUGGCACAAGCAGGCCGGCGCCAAGGCCCGACGUAACUUCACUCAGUAUGUCCAACUUUACAACGAAGCUGCUAAACUUAAUGACUACAACGACGUCGCUGACUGGUGGCAAGCCGACUACGAGGUGCCAGACUUCGAGGGUCAGAUGCAGAAGCUGUGGGCUGACGUCAAGCCUCUGUACCAGCAACUGCACGCGUAUGUUAGAAAACGUCUGCGCGACAAAUACGGAGACGGCGUUGUGUCUCAGAGGGGACCGAUCCCGGCCCAUUUAUUAGGUAACAUGUGGGCUCAAACGUGGAACAAUAUAGAGUCUUUCACCCGACCUUAUCCCGACAAGAAGGAGAUUGACAUAACCCAAGCGAUGCGCAACCAAAACUACACAGCUCUGAAGAUGUUUCAGAUGUCCGACGAAUUCUUCAGGUCGUUGAACCUGACAGCCAUGCCGGAGAAGUUCUGGAAGAAUUCCAUUAUAGAAAAGCCAAAGGAUAGGGAGAUAGUGUGCCAUGCGUCCGCUUGGGACUUCUAUGAUGGGGAAGAUUUCAGGAUCAAACAGUGUACCACAAUAGAUUACGAGUAUUUUCAAACGACUCACCACGAAAUGGGCCACGUGCAAUAUUUCCUACAGUACAAAGACCAACCGAUUGUUUUCCGCGACGGAGCGAACCCAGGUUUCCACGAAGCUGUUGGAGACACGAUUGCACUCUCAGUGUCGUCUCCCAAACAUUUGCGGAGAGUUGGUCUCAUAAACGGCGACGCUGAAGAUGAACAGACUGAAAUCAACCAACUUUAUAAAAUGGGUAUAGACAAGAUCGUGUUCCUGCCAUUCGCGUACACGCUCGACCUAUUCCGUUACGGCGUCUUCCGCGGCACCACCACGCCGGAGGACUACAACUGCCACUUCUGGAGACUAAGGGAGAUGCUCCAGGGGGUGGAGCCGCCCGUGAACAGGACGGAAGAUGACUUUGACGCCGCUGCUAAGUACCACGUCUCGGCUAAUGUUGAAUAUGCCAGAUACUACGUGUCGUUCAUAAUACAGUUCCAAUUCCACCGGGCGCUCUGCAGUCUGGCCGGCGACUACGUGGCAGGGGACCUCAACAAGAAGCUGGUGGACUGUGAUAUAUACCAGAGUAUUACUGCUGGGAACGCUUUGGCUAACAUGCUCAAGAUGGGUUCCUCCAAGCCGUGGCCGGACGCUAUGGAGGUCCUGACCGGUCAGCGGGAGAUGAAGGCUGAUGGUCUUCUGGAGUACUUCCGACCCUUGUACGACUGGUUGAAGGCGGAGAACCAGCGCACGGGGGAGUACAUCGGCUGGGAGUCUAGUAAUAAACAAUACUGCACCCAAGAGCAAUGGGCAGCAAUUAACGCCAAAGAAGCGACAGAGGCCACCCAGCGACCGGCGACGUUCAUCAUGAAGAUCAUCGGUGAGCUGGCCCUCCUGGGCGCCAUAGCUUCGGUCUUCAUCGUGGCAGCCCAGGGUAGGGCGGCAGAAAGGGCGGCCGAAGAAGCAGCCGGGAGGGAGUACAUGAGGAAGCUGGACGAGCUCACGUCAAACCUGAAGAACAGAAGAGUGAUGGCUUCGUGGAACUACGAGACUAAUAUUACGAAGUUUAAUGAGGACCAAAUGCUAAUGACGUCAUUAGAAGUGGCUGAACAAGAGAAGGAAGCAUGGAAAGAGACGAUGAGCUACCUGUGGCACGAAUACGAAGAUCAGGACCUCAAGAGGAUGUUCAGAAAGUACUCAGAGCUGGGCACAUCUGCAUUGCCCGAGGAUUUGAACCAGAGGCUGAUACAGGCGGUGAACAACAUGCAGACUACCUACGCGAAGGCGACUAUAUGCGAUUACAAGGACAGGACAAAAUGCGACUUGCAUGUGGAACCAGAUGUAACAGACAUAUUUGCAAAUAGUCAAGACCCUGAAGAGCUGAAGUACACCUGGUUGGAGUGGCACAAGGCGGCCGGCGCGCCGUCUAGGGCCCACUUCACGGAGUACGUCGAGAUGGACAAUGAAGCUGCGAAAUUGAACGGUUUUGAUAGCGUAGCAGAGUGGUGGCUCCACGAGUACGAAGAGCCAGACAGUGAAGCCCAGUUUGCCAGCCUUUGGGGUCAAAUCAAGCCUCUGUACCAGCAAAUCCAUGCCUAUGUCAGACGCCACCUCAGGGAAAAAUAUGGCGAAACCGUUGUGUCUGCUAAGGGUCCUAUUCCUGCGCAUCUUUUAGGUAAUAUUUGGGCGCAAACAUGGGGAAACAUUGAAAAGUUUACCAGGCCUUAUCCAGACAAGCCGGACGUUGAUGUCACAUCAGCACUGAUUGCUCAAAAAUACACUCCGUUGAAAAUGUUCCAAACAGCGGAAGAAUUCUUUAAGUCCCUGAACCUGAGUGCAAUGCCGGAUUUGUUUUGGGAAAAGUCAAUUUUAGAGAAACCAAACGAUGGACGGGACAUGGUUUGCCACGCUUCUGCUUGGGACUUCUUUGAUGGUGAAGAUUUCAGGAUCAGGCAAUGUACGACCGUGACCAACGCAUUUUUCAAGACUACGCAUCAUGAAAUGGGUCAUAUUCAGUAUUACUUGCAGUAUAAGGAUCAACCGGUUGUUUAUAGGGAAGGCGCGAAUCCUGGUUUCCAUGAAGCCGUUGGCGAUGUGAUUGCUCUGUCGGUAGCUACACCGAAACAUUUGAAAGUCAUGGGACUGCUGGAAGAUGGUCCUGAUGACCAGGAGUCCAAUAUUAACCAACUGUACAAAAUGGGUCUAGACAAAAUAGUGUUCCUACCCUUCGCCUACCUACUAGAUUUGUUCCGCUAUGGUGUCUUCCGUGGCACCACCAGUGCCAGGGACUACAACUGUCACUUCUGGGCCUUGAGGGAGACCUUACAGGGGGUGGAGCCUCCGGCAGAAAGGAGCGAAGAUGACUUUGAUCCGGCUGCAAAAUACCAUGUGUCUGCUGAUGUUGAGUAUAUGAGAUACUAUAUUUCCUACAUCGUUCAGUUCCAAUUCCACCGGGCGCUGUGCCUAUUAGCAGGAGAGUAUAAACCUGGCGACUCCAGCAAGUUACUGUCUAAUUGUGAUAUUUAUAGAAGUCAGGAGGCUGGAAUGGCUUUGGGAAAAAUGCUCCAAAUGGGUUCCUCCAAGCCCUGGCCUGAUGCUAUGGAGGUCCUGACUGGCCAGCGGAACAUGGACGCCAGUGGAUUGCUGGAAUAUUUCCAACCCUUACACGAUUGGCUGAAGGCUGAGAAUGAGAGGAACAAUGAGUUCAUUGGGUGGGAGCCGAGUACAGUUGAAUAUUGUUCACCAGAACAGAGGAUGGUGAUGGCAGAGUUUGGGUUGAACGAGAAACUCAAGCAAUACGCCAAUCUGUAAAAACAAUCCUUGUUUAUUUAUUAAAUAUUUAUUGUAAGGAU
This is a messenger RNA of Amyelois transitella, 4078 nucleotides long. Its product is annotated as angiotensin-converting enzyme. NCBI's taxonomy places the organism in Eukaryota, Metazoa, Arthropoda, Insecta, Lepidoptera, Pyralidae. The record is from RefSeq and is a predicted model, not a curated record. Gene Ontology annotation, biological process: proteolysis. Gene Ontology annotation, molecular function: peptidyl-dipeptidase activity; metallopeptidase activity. The transcript is spliced from 25 exons. The coding region runs from base 132 to 4037 and encodes 1301 amino acids. Gene Ontology annotation, cellular component: plasma membrane.